AUGUCACCGAGCACUAGCCCUCUGGAGGGCAAGAUGAAAACAACGAUUUCAUCAGACGUUUGGGAGAGCAAGAAAGCUCAAAUCGCAAAUUUAUACAAAGUUGAAGAAUGGCCCCUAAAGCAGGUCAUGAAAAGGAUUCGCAGUGUGGACUUCAACCCGACUGAAACACAGCUCCGCAGCAAACUGAAGAAAUGGGGAGUGAGGAAACCGUCACGUCAAGAGCGGAAAAAAGCGUCAAAUGGAGCGGCCACACAAAAGGUAGUCGUGAAGGCGGAACAGUCCGAUAAGCCGACUGGCGACUCGACACCGUCUUUAGACUGCGGAGUUUCUGACUAUCCGAGCCCAGAAGGGGACGAGAGAUGGAAGUUCCCUCCAACACCAAGCCAGAACUACCAGCUCGGGAAUCCAGCUCUUUUCGACGAAGUGCGAAGAGAUCUGGCGAUUCGGACAAACAGCGCCGCGAUCCCUCGAAAUAACAGCCCACUACACAUGCCGCAACCAACGUAUUCAUGUAAUUCCCCAGGUCACCCUUUUGAGCAAACGUAUCCGAUUCCUCGUUCGAUUUGCGAUGCGCACGUUGGCGCCAGAACGGUUACCGAGUCUUCGCCACCACAGGCCUUCGCGCCCUCCGCGCAGUACUCGGCUCCAAUCUCGCCUCAUAUAUCGCAGCACAACAGAGACCCUCCCAAAUCCUCUCCAUCACUUCUUUCUCAUAACUCAUGGAGCUAUGCGCCGCCCGAACAAGCUCAACUCCAGUUUCCGCAUGAGGGGGUACGAAAAUCCAGAGUGGACGGAAAGGCAAUGCCUCAACAUUGGGAUACUAGACCAAUCUAUCCCCAGCUGCAAAACCCCGGCAAUGUGGCGAUGCCUCCAUCUAUACAUCCUCCUCUGGUUCAGUCUUCCGUCCAUGGUGAUGUACAAUUUGACGGCAGCAAUGGUGAAUAUACCAUGUCAACAUCUACUUUGGGCAUCAAUUAG
Messenger RNA from Uncinocarpus reesii 1704, 978 nucleotides. RefSeq lists its product as uncharacterized. NCBI's taxonomy places the organism in Eukaryota, Fungi, Ascomycota, Eurotiomycetes, Onygenales, Onygenaceae. The transcript is spliced from 3 exons. The record is from RefSeq and is a predicted model, not a curated record. The coding region runs from base 1 to 978 and encodes 325 amino acids.